Myxocyprinus asiaticus (Chinese sucker) is the source of this 2357-nucleotide messenger RNA. Its product is annotated as dnaJ homolog subfamily C member 1-like. Lineage: Eukaryota; Metazoa; Chordata; Actinopteri; Cypriniformes; Catostomidae. The transcript is spliced from 12 exons. Bases 530 to 1972 code for a protein of 480 amino acids. The record is from RefSeq and is a predicted model, not a curated record. Gene Ontology annotation, cellular component: endomembrane system.
AUUAUCUCUACCGUUUGUGUUUUGGCACGCUUUGUACAUCGGCGAUUCCAAUUUUGUCUGUAAAGUCAAAAUAAGCAGAUGGACAGAGAGCACACCGGUGCAGUAAAUCUCGCAGUUUUACCUCCAGCGCGUUUAUGGCCAUGUGUUCUUAUCAAACCGAAUAUCUCUCAACAGCCGGACGUUGUCUCUUCGGAAAGAGGGCAGCGGAAAAACUGCCUCUGCCUCCUGCAGAAUCUGGAUGUCGGUGGCCAUUGACCAAGAAAUACCCGGGCUGUGGGCCUAGACAGCACGACAUGACGUGUCAUUAUUCAGCACAUAUAGUUGAGUGUUUAUAACACAAACAACCGAUUUUAUCGCACCAUUCGGUGGCUAAGCGAUAUUUCAUGUAUCGAUGAUAUAAAAGCCCCAUUUUUUUUGUACCAUAACCGUUGCUUGUGGAAAAACUAGCAAGGCGUUCAAUCUUUCCCAAGCAAUUCAGACAUACGGGGAAUAAAAGCUACAACAACAGUGCCGCUGCUGCACGUUUACCAUGGAUGCAUCUUCGUCUGAGAUCAGGAAGGCAUAUAGAAAGCUGUCUCUUACAUUACAUCCAGAUAAAAACAAAGAUGCAAAUGCAGAAACCCAGUUCCGACAGUUAGUUGCCAUCUAUGAGGUUCUUAAGGAUGAGGAAAGAAGACAAAGAUAUGAUGACAUCCUGGUUAAUGGGCUGCCAGAUUGGAGACAGCCUGUCUUCUACUAUCGACGUGUUAGGAAGAUGAGUAAUGGAGAACUGGGCUUCCUCCUCUUCCUCAUUCUGACAGUGGGCCACUAUGCAGUUAUAUGGUCCAUCUACCUUGAGAAGCAACUGGAUGAACUUCUGAGUAAGAAGAAGAAAGAGAAGAAGAAAAAACAAAGCAGUAAGAUAACAGAGGAGAUUAAGUCCUUGGCACAGGAAAAAAAUGAAAGAUCUGACAAGCCACACUGGCAUGACAUUUUGCCUCUCAAAUUAAGCAUCUGGUUAUACUAUUCAGUGAAGUCUCUCCCUCAUAUUAUACAGGAUGUAAAGCAGUACUACAAAGAUUAUAAAGAAAUGAAAGUAAAAGAAAAGGAGGAGGCAGAAGCUCUGGCAGAGCAGGAAAUGCAGCAGAAAGAAAAACGGCCCAAGGUGAAGAAACCUAAAGUAGAGUUUCCAACCUAUGAACCAAACACCGAUCCUGCUUUUGUGCCUGCAUAUGAUCCGGGAACAUCUAUUGAAGAUAUUGAAGAUCAAAUGGAAGACUGGUUAGAAGACAAAAAACACCAGAAGAAGAAAGCUCAUGAGUGGACAGAGGAGGAUCUUAGCCAGCUCUCUCGCUGCAUGGCCAAGUUUCCUGGUGGAACACCGGGACGUUGGGAGAAAAUUGCUCAUGAAUUAGGCAGAUCAGUGACUGAGGUCACAGCAAAAGUGAAGCAAGUCAAAGACUGUGUCACCAAUACAUCAGGGUUGGUGAAGCUUUCGGAGCUGAAGGGCGGUGCUGUGAUAGGAAAGAGUUCUAGAGCAGUCACAGUGCCAGACAAUCUGAUGACCCAGCGAGAGGAGCCCUUAGAGCAGCAGCUGGAUGAUUUGGGAGAGAAUGUUGGGGGAGAGGACUCUGAAAGCAAAACCCUGAGAAGGCGACCAAGAAAGUCUGCAGCCGGGAGUGCUGGAGCAGUGGAGGAGAGAGUGAAAGGGCGAAGACAGAGGGACUUUGACCCCACAGCUGUGGAUGAAGACAGUGAAGAUGAGAAAAAAACAUCAGGCCCCAAAGAAAAACCCAGUGCUGCUGCAGAUGAUGUAUGGACACAGAACCAUCAGAGGCUCUUAGAGCUGGCCUUACAGCAAUACCCACGUGGCACCACUGAACGCUGGGACAGGAUUGCUAAGGUGGUGCCCGGAAAGACCAAGGAGGAGUGCAUGUCCCGUUACAAACUGUUGGCAGAGCUAAUUCAGAAAAAGAAACAAGCCAAGAGUUGACUCCUGGUCUUCAAUAAUUCACCAUACCUCUCAUCUGCUUGAAAUGUGCCUUAAUACAACACAAAGUCCUGUUGUGAGACUCAAUGUGCCAUAUUCAGCAAAGCCUCAAACUUCAGCUCUACUCAUUGGAGAGAUUCAUGCUUGAGAAUAUUAUAAACUGCCCAUUUAAAGAAAAACGUUUUUAUUUAUUUUAGAAUCUUUUUCAGGUUGUACACUCACUAUUUUGUUUCUCUAUGCAACCAGACAGUUUGAGCAAAGAGUCAUUUUUUUAAUGUUUGUUUUUUCUUUCCUAUUUUGACUUCUUGGAACAUUGUUUUUCAGAGGAACAGUGUGCUGUCCUGGAAUCUUUUUGGUCAUGAUACAAGAUAAAGUAUUUUGCAUACAA